AUAUAUAGUUGGGUAGUACUAGUACUAGCAGUAGUUAAAUCGAAAUGGGAGAGGCCCGCAUGCAGUAGUGAUUGAUUAAAGGUGAUUUCAGAUUUGGGAGUCAAAUUAGUGUGAUUUUCUUCAUAUUAGAGAGAGUGAUCACAAAGAGAGAGAUCUAGCUAACUAGGCUGGAGAGCAUGGAGAGUUUUGUUGGAGAAAAUUUGGAGAGGGAAGCGGAAAAGUUGAGAGAAACGUUUAGAAGUGGGAAGACAAAGUGUGUAAACUGGAGGCGGACUCAACUGAAGGCAAUACUCACUCUACUGCGUGAGAAAGAAGAAGAGAUCUUCAUGGCUCUUUAUAAAGACCUGGGGAAACAUCGUUGUGAAGCUUAUAGAGAUGAGAUAGGAGUUUUGGAAAAGACUCUAAAGGUUGCAUUGGCGAGUUUGGACGAAUGGGUAGCCACCAAAAAGGCAAAACUACCUUUGGCAGCAUUUCCUACGAUAGGAGAAAUUAAGCCAGAGCCACUGGGUCUUGUUCUCAUAUUCUCCUCUUGGAAUUUUCCUUUCGGUCUCGCAUUGCAACCACUGAUAGGCGCAGUAGCUGCUGGAAACACUGUUAUUCUGAAACCUUCAGAGUUAGCUCCUGCUUGUUCUUCCGUUCUUGCAGACAUAAUCCCAAUGUAUUUAGAUUACGAAGCUUUAAAAGUUGUCGAAGGCGGAGCCAUGAUCGCAGAAAGACUAUUGGAAAUGAAAUGGGAUAAGAUCUUCUUCACAGGGAGUCCACGAGUGGGGAGUAUUGUCAUGUCUGCAGCUGCGAAGCACCUAACGCCUGUUACUUUAGAAUUAGGAGGAAAAUGUCCUGCUGUCAUUGAUUCUCUAGCGAGCACUUGGGACAGAAAGACUGCUACAAAGAGAAUAAUUGCCGGAAAAUAUGGAGCAUGUGGUGGUCAGGCUUGUAUAGGAAUCGAUUAUAUUCUUGUUCUUGAGGAGUUCGCGCCUGUAUUGAUUGAAUUAUUGAAAAUCUGGAUCAAGAGAAUAUAUGCUGAAAACCCAAGAGAAUCAAUGACAAGGAUUCUCAACAAAAAUUGCUUCUUAAGAUUGAAGAAGAUUCUUAGUGACCCUGCAGUCGGUGACUCUAUCAUUCAUGGAGGUUCUUUGGACGAAGAUAAUCUGUAUAUUGAGCCGACAAUCUUGCUGAAUCCCCCGCUUGAAGCCGAGAUUAUGACGGAUGAGAUCUUUGGUCCAAUACUUCCAAUAAUCACAUUAAAGAAGAUAGAGGAUAGUAUUGAGUUCAUAAACUCAAGGCCCAAACCUCUUGCUUUAUAUGUUUUCACCAACAAUGAGACACUAAAGACACGAAUGAUAAACGAGACGUCAUCGGGAAGCUUAACGUUCAAUGAUGCUGUUAUUCAAUACACAUGUGAAACAAUUCCAUUUGGAGGCGUUGGUCAAAGUGGCUUUGGAAGGUACCACGGGAAGUUUUCUUUCGAUACAUUUAGCCAUGAGAAGGGGAUACUGAAAAGAAGUUUCUUAACUGAAUUUUGGUUUAGGUUCCCUCCAUGGACUGCCAAUAAGUUGCAGCUACUUAGAUUGGCUUAUGACUUGGACUAUUUCGGUAUAGUACUCAAUGUGUUGGGCUUAAAGAGAUCUUAAAUUCUUAAUCGACCAGAUGAACCAUUUGUGUCGUGCUUUAUUUAUGUCAUACAUAAGAAACUGUAUGCGGAAAAUGGGUUAUAUGCUCUUAUAGGCCACUAAAAUGUGGUUUAUAACGGACAUAUAAAACUGACAUUAAAAGAUUUAGUCAAUUAUGUCCUUUACUUUUUACUUUAUUUUUUAUCUCUUUCUGGUUUAAAAUGGUUUUUCCUAUUUUCCAUCCCCAAUUAUCAUAUGUACCACCUAAAAUGAAUGUUCAUUUUUCCUUGCAA
Papaver somniferum (opium poppy) is the source of this 1903-nucleotide messenger RNA. Its product is annotated as aldehyde dehydrogenase family 3 member F1-like. Lineage: Eukaryota; Viridiplantae; Streptophyta; Magnoliopsida; Ranunculales; Papaveraceae. The record is from RefSeq and is a predicted model, not a curated record. Bases 177 to 1631 code for a protein of 484 amino acids. The transcript is spliced from 10 exons. Gene Ontology annotation, cellular component: cytoplasm. Gene Ontology annotation, molecular function: aldehyde dehydrogenase (NAD+) activity. Gene Ontology annotation, biological process: aldehyde metabolic process.